AUGAGCUCGGCCAAAAAACGCAAAUAUAAUGAUGAUUAUAUUAAAUACGGUUUUGUUGCUAUGAAUAAAAGUGGUAUCGACCAGCCGCAGUGUGUUAUUUGUUAUGAAGUAUUGAGCAAUGAUGCCAUGAGACCUUCGCGUCUGGAACGACAUUUGUCAACAAAACACAGUGCUUUAAAAGACAAGCCGAAGGAGUUUUUUGCUUCAAAAUCUGCAAGUCUGAAGCGCAUGAAAUUGGAUAGUACUGGAUCCUUUGCUCAGUCAUCUGAGAAAGUGCUCGAAGCAUCAUAUGAAUUGUCGCUACUCAUUGCAAAGGCCAAAAAAAGUCAUACUAUCGGCGAAACACUCGUCAAACCCUGCUUACUGAAAGCUGCUGAUAUCAUUCUUGGACCAGAAACUAAACAAAAAUUUUCACAAAUACCUCUUUCUGACAACACUGUUAAACGUCGCAUUGAUGAUAUGGCUGAAGAUAUAAAAAAUCAGGUAGUUGAGGCCGUGAAAGAAUCAUGUUUUUUUGCAAUACAGUUGGAUGAGAGUACAGAUGUUGCGCAAUGUUGUCAACUGCUAGUUUUUGUCCGAUACAUACAAAACGAAACAAUUAAAGACGAGUUGCUGUUUUCAACAGAGUUAACGACAACUUCGAAAGCAAUUGAUAUAAUGACAGCAAUCUCUGAAUUUUUUUGA
Molecule: messenger RNA, 684 nt
Organism: Arctia plantaginis
Lineage: Eukaryota; Metazoa; Arthropoda; Insecta; Lepidoptera; Erebidae
Source: the annotation of a GenBank genome assembly